Homo sapiens (human) is the source of this 7731-nucleotide messenger RNA. RefSeq names its product microtubule crosslinking factor 1 (gene MTCL1). The record is from RefSeq and is a predicted model, not a curated record. Bases 3734 to 6793 code for a protein of 1019 amino acids. Gene Ontology annotation, cellular component: cytoskeleton; apical plasma membrane; midbody. Gene Ontology annotation, biological process: regulation of autophagy. The transcript has 11 exons. NCBI's taxonomy places the organism in Eukaryota, Metazoa, Chordata, Mammalia, Primates, Hominidae.
CCCCCCCCCGCCCUCCCCCUCCUUUUUCUGUGUGGCUGGCUGUGUGACGUUUUCUGUCCCGGACGAGGCCCUGAGGGAACAUGGCAGGAGGAGGUGGAACUAGGUGGAACUCACUUGACAGCAAACCCAUUUUGUGGCACUGGGACAGGCAGGUGUGCGCAGGUGCCUGCGGUGAACUGCUGUGCUCGUCAGACAGAGGGACAGCUCACUGUAGGCACUGUCCACCUCCUGUUUCCGCAGACCGGGAGCACCUGGAAGUAGGCUGAUUGGUGAGUGCGCAGUGGCUUCUUGUCCAGUCGCAGAGAAAGAAGGGAUGAAAACCCAGCACGGGCUUCCCUGCUCUGGAGGAAACUCUCCUUAGAGUUCCCCUUUUCAGCUCUUUGUUGCCUGUGUCUCAUGUGACCAUCCCACGGUCUCGAGUGACACUGCUGGCAGGUUGGUAGAAUCAGGGAGGCUCGCUCCUGACCUGUGGGCACCCCUAGCAGUGUCUGUCACCACAGUAACCCGGUAUACACAAGGCUUCAGCCACCACAGAGACCAUGGUUGGAAGUGUUGUCAGCAGCCUGGAAGAGUGAAAGCUCUUAGAUGCGGGUCACCCGACCCGGGACAGAAAGAGGGGAUCCCCGAGGAGCUGUUGAAUGAGGAAGCACCUUUAAAAGUCCAAAUGCUGUGUCAGUGUAAAGUAUGAAUAAUAGAGAAUGCAAUGUCUUGCCAUUGGGGACUGUCAAGGGGGAAAGCGUGUCACAGCCCGCCUAGUCAGGGGCCCAGUUUUCCCUUCCCACUGUAGCUCUUUCUUCUUUGCCAUGGGCUGUUUCUGGAACCACAGCUCCGGCUACACAGGGCGGCCCCCUUCCCUUUGAUGGCUGGUUUUACAGGAAGUGCGUCUCCCUUCCCGAGUGUUCCGUCCUUCAAGGUGUGUCACACAUAGCUGUGUGCAGUUAGAGCCUGUGUCAGAGAGCUCUCCUCCUGGAUUCUUCCUAGGUCCUUAUUGUGUAACCUGGAGCAGUGAUAAGUUGUCACCAUCAUGAAUGCAUCGCAUAGCUUCAGAAACUGGGAGUGAUUUGGGAGAGAGAAGCAUACUUAGUUGAAGCAAACCAAAUACUGAGGAGCAAUAAAGCUUCACAAGAAGUAGAUUAGCAGAGUGAGCUGGUGCCAUGUGACAGCACAGGAUCUCCAAACAAUGCAGCUCAGAAGGGAACAGCAGGUCUUCAGAUGAAGUCUCUCAUUCUGCGGAUGAGAAAAGUGAGGCCUGAGAAGUGAAGCGGCUUGCCAGUAAGCCCUCCUCCUGGUUGGUGGCAGAACUGGGUCUAGAACAGCCUCCAGCCAGCUGCAGCCCCCGCUCCCCAGCACAUCCCCGGAGGGGCCUGAUCUGCAGUAGUGGGACGGCUCUGCACUGACCCCUGGGUGUGUUUCUAAAGAGUCACUCUAACGACUAAUUGUACAGCCGCUGUCUUGCCAUGGAAUGGCACCUUUUAAAAACAUCCAUCUAGUUUCUUUUAAUUUUCUAUAUUUUAACAAGAGAGCUAAAAAUCUCCAUAGUGAAAGGCCAGGUCUAGGGAGCGUCAUUUCCUAGAAGGGGAAGCAGUAUGAAUCAGGAGUUUUAAGCAAACAUCCCUCAUUCUGAUGUUUUUUAUUCACAAAGACAUUUCACACAGAAAAGAAAACUCAAUUAUGCUGCAAACACAUCCUAUUUUAUUUUAUUUUUUAAUAAGGCAUGUUCUGGAGCCACUUUGAAUCUCCACAGUGCUUCCUUUUAUUAGAGAAGCUGGAUGUGGAUCUGUCGCAGAGCCUGGGUCGGGAGAGGCCGCCCUGUCCCUGGUGUGAAUGUCACUCUGACAGCCUUGUUAGUUUGGUCUUUGAAUAUGACAUUGUGUUAAAGAAUUGUACAAUGGAUAAUUCUGGGGGCAGAACUCUUAAAAGCCUUUUAAUGAGAAUAUCCCUGAAUUUGCUGCCAACAAUUGCUUUCCCAUGAGGCUCUAAUGGAAACAGUACACAAAGCUCCCAUAAGUCAGCCCAGCAGCCCGGCCAGAGACUCACACAGACCCCGCCGGACUAACUGGGGGAAAGACAACAUGGACACCUUCAUGCAGACUGAGGCAGGGCUGGAGCUGGAGGUCCUGCCGGCAGCUUUCUUUGCUCCCUUCUACAUUUCCCUUGAAAUAACCACGGAUUUUGCCCUCAGGCCAACCACGACUCUACCUGUGUGGAUCCCCUUUAGCUCUCUGCCCGUAGCUCCUCAGGGGUGUGGGAGGGGGCCCAAUAGCACACCUAGUAUCAGCGACAUCAAAGAAGAAACUUUUCCAAAUUUAAGCAGAAAAAGGAUUUGUUCCUCAAGCUGCACUUACAAAAUGCCUCUGUGUCUUCUGCCUUAUGGAUUUUUAUAUUUGAGGAAAGAGGAAAGAAGAUAAGUGAUUAUUUUGAAAGAUUGAGGCAUUUUGGCCCGACCAAAACUGUGACUACUACUCAUAGUUGUACCAGCAGCAGCAGUUGUAACGCUAAAGAGGAGAAAAAGAAGUGCAUUCUUACACAUGACACAUGUUAGCAGAUUGCAAAUCUGGGCAGUGGAGGAGCCCUGCUGCUCAGACACCACCAUUCACUAAACCUGGGAAAGGGGCGGCCUCUCCAAGGCCGGCAUUCUUAUAAACAGCCACAGCCAGAGCAAACUGAAGUCAGAACCCACGGACACCCACUGACACAUCAAUGCAACCACGCAAAAAUGAACUGCUAAAAAAACACUUCAGGACGAGUGUUUCUGCUGCCUGCUCUUCUCAGGAGAUAUUAGCGAGAUGCUCACACUGUGCACUGGACUCUUCCCUGACUUCACUCCCUGGGGUUCCCAUCAAAUGUGAGACAAUCACAUUUGUUAAGAGAGAGUGGUGUGUAGAAUGGUUUGGAAUGUGCGAGGCACCUUAAAAAUAGUCCUGAAUGAGAAGUAGCCAUGCACGGACGCUGGUCAGAUUUCAGGUAUAAAGGAGACCAGGCCUGUGCCCAGAGGAUUGAGUUUCUGGGUCAGAAAUCUCAAAGAGCUCUUCUCCUCAGUGCCUGCUUUUAUCCUUCAAUCAAGGAAGCACACAAAGCACUCACAAUCCCACGUGCCUCAGCUGUGAAAUGCCAGCCACAAGGAAGUUACGUGGGGUUUUAUGCCAAGUAUUUGCACUCAUGUGUUGGCCUCAUGUACUGCUUUUGAAAUAAGUGGUUGCAAAACUGGCCAGGACAAAAUGGAACCCUCCAGAAAAUGAAGCCAUGGUCAUGGUGAUGGAAUUGUCCUAAUAGAGGAGUAGCAUUGCUAGGCACUCUAGUGAUGGCCAUGAAAAGCCUUCCUUUUCUGUUUGUGUUUGAGAUUGUGAAGUUAUCUUCUUAAGUGUGGGAAGUAAUUUGUAAGCCACUUUCUCUGGAGGUAGGGAAGUUAGCCUUUGUCAAUCAGUGUGGGAUGCAGCUCUAUUGGGGAAGACAUGGACGGGAGUUCCGGAACACUGACGUGGGGAGAAUGGUUACAAUUGUCAAGACUAGUGUCUCAGCAGCCUCGGAAACAAGUGAGGGUGGUGGUGGUUUAGAUAAGCUGCUUUAAUAGGGAGAUCAAGAUGAAUUUGAUGUAUAAUCAGAAUCCUAGCUCAGGGGCCCCCCCGUUUUACCUGAGCAGAGUGUAUCCAUAGAGGAGCUACAGGGUCAGCUCGUGCAGGCGGCCAGACUGCAUCAAGAGGAGACAGAGACAUUUACAAACAAGAUCCAUAAGAUGGAGGAGGAGCACCUCUAUGCCUUGAGGUGGAAAGAACUGGAAAUGCACAGCCUGGCUUUGCAAAACACCCUCCAUGAGCGAACCUGGAGUGAUGAGAAGAAUCUGAUGCAGCAGGAGCUCCGGUCCUUGAAGCAGAACAUUUUCCUCUUCUACGUCAAACUCAGGUGGCUGCUGAAACACUGGCGGCAAGGGAAGCAGAUGGAGGAGGAAGGAGAGGAGUUCACUGAGGGUGAACAUCCAGAGACCCUCUCCAGGCUCGGGGAGCUUGGAGUCCAGGGGGGUCACCAGGCGGAUGGCCCAGACCACGACAGUGACCGAGGCUGUGGCUUUCCAGUGGGGGAGCACUCCCCACACUCCCGGGUGCAGAUUGGAGAUCACAGCUUGCGGCUGCAGACCGCGGACAGGGGACAGCCCCACAAACAGGUGGUGGAAAACCAGCAGCUGUUCAGCGCCUUCAAGGCCUUGCUGGAGGACUUCCGUGCGGAGCUGCGGGAGGAUGAGCGUGCCCGACUACGGCUGCAGCAGCAAUAUGCCAGCGACAAGGCGGCCUGGGACGUGGAGUGGGCCGUGCUCAAGUGCCGUCUGGAACAGAAUUGUUGUGGAUAUCCCAGAAUUAACAUUGAGGAGGAGACUUUAGGCUUCACCAGGCUGCCAGCUGGGUCCACGGUAAAAACGUUGAAGAGCCUUGGGUUGCAGAGAUUGGAGCUGGAAGAGAAGACUGAGAACAAGUUGGGAGAACUAGGCUCCUCCGCUGAGAGCAAGGGGGCCUUGAAGAAGGAGAGAGAGGUGCACCAGAAGCUCCUGGCAGACAGUCACAGCCUGGUCAUGGACCUGCGCUGGCAGAUCCAUCACAGCGAGAAGAACUGGAACCGGGAGAAGGUGGAACUUCUCGACCGCCUGGACAGAGAUCGGCAGGAGUGGGAGCGGCAGAAGAAGGAAUUCUUGUGGAGGAUAGAGCAGUUGCAGAAAGAGAACAGUCCCCGGAGAGGUGGCAGUUUCCUCUGUGAUCAAAAAGACGGCAACGUUCGCCCCUUUCCCCACCAGGGAAGCCUCCGCAUGCCCCGUCCAGUGGCCAUGUGGCCUUGUGCAGAUGCUGACUCCAUCCCGUUUGAAGACCGGCCGCUGUCCAAGCUGAAGGAGUCGGACAGGUGCUCGGCCAGUGAGAAUCUCUACCUGGAUGCCUUGUCCCUGGAUGACGAGCCAGAAGAGCCACCAGCCCACAGGCCCGAGAGGGAGUUCAGGAACCGCCUCCCUGAGGAAGAAGAAAAUCACAAAGGAAAUCUUCAAAGGGCGGUGUCCGUGUCCUCCAUGUCUGAGUUCCAGCGUCUAAUGGACAUCUCCCCCUUCCUGCCUGAGAAGGGCCUGCCGUCCACCAGCAGCAAGGAGGAUGUCACCCCACCCCUGUCUCCAGACGACCUCAAGUACAUCGAGGAGUUCAACAAGAGCUGGGACUACACACCCAACAGGGGCCACAAUGGUGGGGGGCCGGACCUUUGGGCCGACAGGACCGAGGUGGGGCGGGCAGGGCACGAGGACAGCACAGAGCCUUUCCCCGACUCCUCCUGGUACCUAACCACAAGUGUCACCAUGACCACGGACACCAUGACCAGCCCAGAGCACUGCCAGAAGCAGCCACUGCGGAGCCACGUCCUCACCGAGCAGUCGGGGUUGCGCGUGUUACACAGCCCGCCUGCCGUGCGCAGGGUCGACAGCAUCACGGCGGCAGGUGGUGAGGGUCCCUUUCCCACAAGCAGAGCCAGAGGGAGCCCGGGAGACACCAAGGGAGGCCCUCCAGAACCCAUGCUCAGCAGGUGGCCUUGCACCUCCCCCAGGCACUCCCGGGACUAUGUGGAGGGGGCACGGCGCCCCCUUGAUAGUCCCCUCUGUACCUCCCUGGGGUUUGCCUCCCCACUGCACAGCCUGGAGAUGUCCAAGAACUUGAGUGAUGACAUGAAGGAGGUGGCCUUCUCUGUCAGGAAUGCCAUCUGCUCCGGCCCUGGCGAGCUGCAAGUCAAGGACAUGGCCUGCCAGACCAAUGGGUCCCGGACGAUGGGGACCCAGACUGUUCAGACCAUCAGUGUGGGCUUGCAGACUGAAGCCCUGCGUGGCAGCGGUGUCACCAGCAGCCCCCACAAGUGUCUCACUCCAAAGGCUGGGGGCGGUGCUACACCCGUGUCGUCUCCUUCCCGGAGCCUUAGGAGCAGACAGGUGGCCCCUGCCAUCGAGAAGGUGCAGGCCAAGUUUGAACGCACAUGCUGCUCCCCCAAGUAUGGUUCUCCCAAGCUGCAGAGGAAGCCCCUCCCCAAAGCCGACCAGCCAAAUAACAGGACGUCACCAGGGAUGGCCCAGAAAGGGUACAGUGAGUCAGCCUGGGCCCGCUCCACCACCACAAGGGAGAGCCCCGUGCACACCACCAUUAAUGAUGGCCUCUCCAGCCUCUUCAACAUCAUUGACCACAGCCCCGUGGUGCAGGACCCCUUCCAGAAGGGGCUGCGGGCCGGCAGUCGGUCUCGCUCAGCAGAGCCCCGACCAGAGCUGGGCCCAGGCCAGGAAACAGGCACCAAUUCCCGAGGAAGGUCGCCUAGCCCCAUUGGGGUGGGGUCAGAGAUGUGCAGGGAGGAAGGGGGAGAGGGCACGCCAGUGAAGCAGGACUUAUCUGCUCCCCCUGGCUACACGCUCACUGAGAACGUGGCCCGGAUCCUCAACAAGAAGCUGCUGGAACAUGCCUUAAAGGAGGAGAGGAGGCAGGCUGCCCACGGGCCCCCGGGUCUCCACAGUGACAGCCACUCGCUGGGGGACACAGCCGAGCCAGGGCCCAUGGAGGAACUACCUUGUUCUGCACUAGCUCCAUCCCUAGAGCCCUGCUUCUCCAGGCCCGAGAGACCAGCAAACCGUCGCCCUCCGUCCCGUUGGGCCCCACAUUCCCCCACUGCCUCACAGCCUCAGUCACCCGGAGACCCGACGUCCUUGGAGGAGCAUGGUGGCGAGGAGCCGCCCGAGGAGCAGCCACACCGAGAUGCAAGCUUGCAUGGAUUAUCACAGUAUAAUUCACUGUAAUUUGCAUAACCACACCAUCACCAUGAACAAAACUCUGCCCAACAGGAGAGAUCUAGUUUUCUCAAGGUCAAAGAAUGUUUUUUAAAAACACAAAGCUGCUGAAUGUUCAACCUGUGAAACUGAGAUGUUUCUAGAAUGAAACAGUAAAUGUGCCUGUAAUAACUUAAUUUUUUUCAUAGCUCAGAAAACUAUUUUUGUCUCCAUCUUUUUUACACACAGUAUAUUAAACGAAAAGGUAAAUAAGGUAUAAAUAGAUUUAAAAAAUAAAAGUUUUAAAAAAUGUACAUUUUAAGAGAUUCUGAACACCCUCGCUGUCAAUACCUGACUGCCUCUGUUAAAUUUGCACUGUUACAUUUUGGUUCAGUUUAUUUCCAUGUUGAAUUAGAGUGGAUUAAGUUAAUUUUAUUUUGUCAGUGUUACUGUUUUUUACGAAUUUUUUAAUGCUUCAGACUGUCUGAUUCAGUGAACUUUUUGUAGUGAAAAAGCCAUGAAGCCAGUAGACAAGACAGAUAUUCUGUAUGCUGGAGGGGAUACAGGAUGAUUUUGAAAAGGUACAAAGUCCUCAGUGGGCUUAGAAAAUUCACUGUAUGAUCCUUAUAUUAUCCUACUUGGCUUGCACGUCUUCGGGUGCAUGUAUAUACCGCUACUGUGUCCUCGCCAUCACCUAAAUGUGACUCAGUCUGUUCCACUGUAAUAUGUUGUGAAUUUCCUUGUACUGUACUUUUAUUGUUGGUCUUCUUGCAUCGAUGAUCCAACAGCAACACCAUUUUUAAAUUAUUGUGAAAAGAUUAACUGGCAAUGUACAGAGUUUACUCAAAGUUUUCUUAAGGGAAAACACUACAAAAAGUCACAAGGAUACCAAAUGGAAACACAUGAUGAUGCCUCUGGGUCUGUAUGAGACCGUGAUGAAGUAGAAAUAAAGCCCUUCUGAGAUGGCA